Molecule: messenger RNA, 2823 nt
Organism: Toxotes jaculatrix (banded archerfish)
Lineage: Eukaryota; Metazoa; Chordata; Actinopteri; Toxotidae
Gene: dthd1
Product: death domain containing 1
Exons: 10
Coding region: 1-2823 (940 amino acids)
Source: RefSeq, a predicted model, not a curated record
AUGGAUGAGAAUCUGCAUCUGAAUGAACAGAUGGAUGAAGCGGAGUCUCUUAAUGACAGGAGGAGGGAGGACAGUCUCCAUAACACGCUGACUGAAACUAUUCAGGCAGUUGAAGCCGACAGACGACCCAGGGAUCAUCAUCAGGAAACAGUGGGCAUGAGGAGACGCACAGGAGAACCGGGUAGAGGCGCAGGAGAGGAAAUACAGAGAGGUAGUGAGGAGAUUAUGCUCAGUCCAUCAGAUGAUGACAGGCAGGAUGAAGGGAGAGGAAGGAGUGCUGACGAAGAGCAGGUGGAGAAAGAGUGCAAGCGAAAAGUUUUGGGAGUACUGACAGAGCUGAGAGUUUUUCAUUCAGAGAGACUGAGAGCAUGGAGAGAGGCCCUGAGAGAAUGUGUCUCCAUGCUUAACGAGUCUCCACCAGGGGGCAGUGAUCAGCAAUAUCCAUCUCCAACAGAACCAGAAUGUAAAGUCUCACCUCGCUCAGACUCCUUCGGUGAUGCUUUUCAGAGUGUUGGGGAGGACAUAGAGAACAUUAUGCAAAAGCUCAGCACAAUCAUAACCAAACUGGAUGCAGAAAUUCUCCAAUUAUCUGCAGAAGAAUCCUCAAGUGUGGAUGCAGCACUUGAGGAAACCAGAGACCCAGAAACUUCAGAGGAACCUGAAGAUGGCAACAAUCACCUCAGCUCCCACGAUCCACGUGAAUCUGACUCUGGGCGUAAACAGGAUAUCGAGGGUGAGGGUGAUCAAAGCCACACAAGGCCACAAGACACUGAACAAACAUCAGACUUGAGAUUCAGCAUCUCUGACUGCAGCAAAGUGAAAGAGACUGGGAAAGAUCUGAAGGUCAAAGGUCAAGUGAGUAAUAAUGAGGACUGUGUUUCUCCAGUGAGUGACACUGAUUUACUGAAGGAGACUGAAAAGGAUGCAGAGAGGAUAAAUGUCAAGGGCAAAGAAGAGACAAGGAUCGACUGGAUCACUGUAGGGCUUCCUGGUAAAAUGGAGGGCAGCCAAUCACACAUACCAGACGCAUGCUUUAUCAGAGCAUCUGUGGGUGUGGCUGAGGUCCUGGGGUGUGAAGUAGCCGACGCCCUCAGCUGCCUCAUGGUGACCGGCUCGGAGGAGCUGGUCAGCAGAGUGAUCAGGGUCAAAGUUCAAGGCAGCGCCAACGUUCACUUCCCUGUGACCGUGGUUAUGCCUUUCUGCGCACGUUACCGUGGCAACUACAGGGACGUCGCUGUCAAGAUAGUGGAUGGGGACAGGAGGACGAGCUACGUCACUCCUGUAACAACAGAGGGCACGUAUGGAGGACAGAGGGGCUCAUUUGCAGAGGUGAGGGUGUAUUCCCUUGGUCUCUUUGCAGUGGUUUCCUGUCUAAAAAGAGAAAAUUACACCAUUCCCAGAAGGGGCUUGUCACUCAAGCUCCCCAUGGACCCCCGCAUUUGUCUCGACUACCUCCCAGGAACCUUCACUGCUCCAGUAAUGGCACAAACCAUGAUCCAGCCCAUAGAUGCCGUCCUCCUGGCUGCCAUCAAGUCCAGACGAGAUGUCUAUUAUUCAGUGGUGUCUACGAGCCCGCUACUCUACCUCACCCACCCGACCUCACAGUCACUGAGAAGACCCCUCGCCGUCACCCUUCCCUGUCCCCCGAACCCGGAAAAAAAGAGGGACAUAAGGGGACAAGGGAUAGACACGCAGCAUCGCCAUACCUGUUCUUCUGUUUCUCCAGCAUGGGAUCAACCUGCUUCCCACAGAGCGAGAAUACCGGGUGCCUCUUUGAAGUCCCCAAAGGAAAUGUCCAAUGAGCUGCUGAUUGUUCUGGGCUCCAGGGACAAACAGUGGAGCAUCCUGGAGAAAGUUGUGGUCAGAAACCAGCAGAACGGGCUGGCGUCCUUUGAGCUGACAGACAACUUUGACAGACUGCUGGUGGUUCGCCUCCUCUCCCCACUGCAGCCUUGUCACCUCACCUCCCUGGCAGAGGAGCUGGAGGAUUCAGUCGGCUGCCACGCCGUCACCAUCGUCCUCCACAGCCGACAAGAUGAGCCUCGCGACAUCCUGGUGGCCGCCCUGCCCAGCCGAGACCUCAGCUGGGAACUGAACAGACUGCGAGCUCAGGGCUACGGCGGCCUCCUGGAGACCUCGUCAGAUGUCUCCAUGUGUGAAGGAGACCAGCUUCUGCUACGUUUCAGUGGCAACAUCACCUCCACGGGAGCUCACAACAACCAAAAUGACGUCCCACACGAGCGAAUCGCCUUUCACAGUCAGCGCAUGAAUCACCUCUCAGUGCGUGUGACUGAGGUGGACCCAUUCGGGAACUACAGCUCCCCUCACUACAAGGGGACGGCUGUGUUUUACAAGGUCACUAGAGGUCAGCUGGAGUGGCGAGGGGACAAAGCCGUCCCCAAGGACAUAAAGCUCCUGGGAGAUCCUGUGUGUAAGCUGUCUCUGACUUUGCCCAAGAAAGUGAGAAGCAUUAAUCGGCCUAUUACAUCCAGAGUGAAGUUAUGUGAGGAGGCAGACUCCCUGUCUGACUCUCUUCUUCUCUGGCUGGCUGGGGAACUUUCAGAGGAGGAAAUAGCCCUGCUGGUGCUCUCUCUGCGUCUCCGUCGUAGUGCUACUCAGCUGGUGAAGCUCCGGGCCGGGGACAGCCUGUCCACCCAGGCCUUCCAUGUCCUGGCCAUGUGGAGGAGGGGGUUACCAGCUGCUCCACACCAACCUAAGGCCUCUCAGCUGGCUCACUGCUUGUCCAAGAGUGGCAGGCCAGAUCUGGCCAGAGAGCUGCUUCUGCGACAGGAUGCAGCCACCAGACAGGGCUCACUGAAAUAA